Thermochaetoides thermophila DSM 1495 is the source of this 2328-nucleotide messenger RNA. RefSeq names its product putative extracellular protein. Gene Ontology annotation, molecular function: hydrolase activity, hydrolyzing O-glycosyl compounds; oxidoreductase activity, acting on paired donors, with incorporation or reduction of molecular oxygen; heme binding. Gene Ontology annotation, biological process: carbohydrate metabolic process. Lineage: Eukaryota; Fungi; Ascomycota; Sordariomycetes; Sordariales; Chaetomiaceae. The transcript has 10 exons. The record is from RefSeq and is a predicted model, not a curated record. The coding region runs from base 1 to 2328 and encodes 775 amino acids.
AUGGCAGCGAGUGCCCUCUUGCUGGUAGUGGCCCUGAUAUCCUCGCUCCUUGUGCGAUCAUUACUCCAAUGGUUCAGGCUAUGGCACAUUCCAGGACCCAGGUUCGCGGGUCUAAUCAAAUACUGGAUGCCGUAUCACCAUUACACCGGCCGCCAGUAUGAAGCUGUUAAGAAAUUAAAGACAAAUAUGCUCGUGACAAGCGACCCUGAUGUCUUGCGGCGCAUGACUGCUGUCCGAUCUCCUUAUAAGAGGUCCCAGUGGUAUGGAGCCUUCAGAUUUGAACCCGGAGGGGAGAAUAUCUUCUCCCAGCGAGAUGACGAUAAGCAUAAUGAUACUCGACAGAUGUUAAUGCCAGGGUAUUCUGGGCGAGACUUUCCUGGAAUGGAAGACAGUGUCGACACUGAAGUCCUCAAUCUGAUAAAGUUGCUUGAAUGCAAGUACAUUUCCACAAGCAAUGACUUCCGCCCUGUCGAUAUGUCACACAAGUUCCAGUUGUUCACUCUCGAUGUCACCACACACCUUGCCUGGGGCGAACCUAUCGGAUUCCUGAAACGCGAUGGAGAUAUGUUCGACUACCUAAAGAGAAAACAAGAGGAGCUGAAGCAGUCCGCCGUGUACUCGGAAUUCUUCACCAUCGUGGCUUUCAUCCAGUCACCUCUUUUCCAAUGGUUAAUGCCAAUGUCUGACAAAGUGGGCUGGGGCCGUCUCCUAAGAUGGACCAAAGAGAAGAUGCCCGAGCGGUAUGCUUCUGGAGCUCCCGACUAUCCUGACAUGCUUGGUUCUUGGAACCGGCAUGGCUUGGAUCAAGAACAAGCACCUCACGAAACGUUUGUCCAAAUCACUGCAGGAAGUGACUCAACCGCUGUUGGAGCAUCAACCAUCCUCCUCCAUCUCAUCAACAAUUCACUCGUGUACCAGAAGCUGCUAUACGAGAUUGAUGAGGCAGUCAGAAGGGGCAAAAUAUCAUAUCCCGUGAUUGAGGACUCUGAAUCCCAUCAACUUCCUUACUUGCAGGCUGUCAUCAAGGAAAGCCUUCGUAUUAUGCCGCCAGUUGUUACCGCUCUCUACAAGGAGGUGCCACCUGAGGGAGAUACUAUCCAUGGCCGUUUCAUAACAGGCGGUACACUUAUCGGUGCCCCGAUAUACGGCAUUACUCGGUCAAAGAAGGUGCUCGGCCCUGAUGCAGACCUCUUCCGACCUGAGAGAUGGCUGGAGGCUCAAGGAGAACAGCUCACCAACAUGCUCCCAACUGCCGAGCUGGUGUUCUACCAUGGCAAAUGGCAGUGUGCAGGCAAGGUAGUGGCGGGGCUUGAGUUGAACAAGGUGAUUUUUGAGGGCUUCAUGGAGAUCCAGAACUUUAAGGUCAGGAUUACAAGACGAGAAGGAGCCUUGGCUCUCCUUUGCAGUCUUGCCUACGGCUAUGCACUGCCCGGAGCAUGCAGUGGCAUCUGCAACAAUGCGCACGACCCAUCUAUCAUCCGCCGCCCAGAUGGAACAUACUUCCGCUUCUCAACCGGCGGCAAAAUCGCCGUUCACACAGCCCCAAGCAUCUCUGGACCAUGGACAUACCGGGGAGCUAUGCUCCCCAGCGGUUCGAAGAUCAAUCUGGCGGGAAAUCAGGAUCUAUGGGCCCCCGACGUCACCAAAGUAGGCAACGACUACUACAUCUACUACUCUGUCUCAACCUUCGGCUCCCAAAACUCCGCCAUCGGCCUAGCCCGCUCCUCGACCAUGGACCCUAACUCCUUCACCGAUCUCGGCACGACAGGCGUCCAGUCCAACCCUUCCAAACCUUACAACGCAAUCGAUGGUAAUCUCGUUGAAGCUAAUGGCAACUUCUACCUGACCUUCGGCUCCUUCUGGGGCGGGAUCUACCAGGUUCAAUUGACGUCAGGGACACCGACCCGUGCGCAGGGGAGUUCCUGGCGGUUGGCAUACGACCCGUCAGAUCCAGCUAUGGAGGGACCGACGUUGUUCAAGUACAUGAAUUACUAUUAUCUUUUCUUUUCCAAGGGAACGUGUUGUGGGUAUGAUAAGAAUCGGCCGGCAACGGGGAAGGAGUAUAGGAUUAUGGUUUGUCGGUCGACAAGUCCGAUGGGGGGUUUCGUGGAUAAGAACGGGAAAUCGUGUCUUUUGGGAGGAGGGACAGUCGUGCUGCAGUCACACAACUGGGUUUAUGGGCCCGGUGGGCAGGGUGUUUAUGAUGAUCCUAAAGAGGGGCCGAUCCUCUACUACCACUAUGUUGACACGAGGGUUGGCUUUGGUGAUGGCGACAAGAAGUUUGGUUGGAAUAAGAUUGACUUCUCUAGUGGCUGGCCGGUUGUUUGA